Messenger RNA from Coregonus clupeaformis (lake whitefish), 5870 nucleotides. It is a transcript of the gene gab1, whose product is annotated as GRB2-associated binding protein 1. The transcript is spliced from 14 exons. The record is from RefSeq and is a predicted model, not a curated record. NCBI's taxonomy places the organism in Eukaryota, Metazoa, Chordata, Actinopteri, Salmoniformes, Salmonidae. The coding region runs from base 1487 to 3907 and encodes 806 amino acids.
GCAACCCUGGUGUUAGAAGCGUCAUGCUCUACCAACUGAGCUACAGGAAUAUAUGAAAAGUUAAUACUUGUUUUUGUACAUCAGUUAACUAUUCUUUAAUCACAACAAUAUUGGCCUUCUUGUAUACUAUGCUCAAACCCAUUAGAAAAUGGCAGUCAAACAUUAUAGAUGCACUUACAAAAACAGGCUAAGAGCCAAAAGACAGUGGAGAGCUAUUUACCAUUACAAUAGCAUUCCAGGAUUCCACAGAUACUUUAACCCUCAUGGGAACUCAUCUCUGCCCAAUUGCCAAUAGUCAGGCUCAGGGUCUACAAGAACAACAAUAACGUUUUCAAGGGAUGGAUAGCCUUGCUUGCAGCCUUGCUUGCAAUGAAGCAACAAAGAAAUUGGGUGAACUCAAGAGUAAAAUAAAUCCAAUAUUGUUUCAUUUGUAUUUUUUGAUGAUAACGAUGAUGAUGAAUAGAUCUGUUUUAUUUAUUGUUGCUGAACUAUUCGGGUUUUGUUGUUUCUGUUUUUGGUGCUUACACUUACACACAGAUAUAAUGUAAUGGCAAUCGCCUACUGUCUAAUUGUAUGGUCAUUUCUACACUGUCCUCGAGGUUGCAUGACUUCGAGCGCACAAAUGCGCGCGUAUUGUGGUAAGUGUAGUUUGCACGUGCGCAUUGGAAAAUAGGUCCUACUUUGAACACUGGAAUGUAGUUUCUUUGUUAUUCCGUUCGGUCAUUAAAAAGCCAUUAUUUCCACCUGUAUUCGGGUAGAUGGGUGUAAUUCAAUACAAACCAUAUGCAAAAAAGCAUUUAUCAAAAUACGGUUAUUUGUUUUGGGGAAGAAACGCCAAACAAUUGAGAACUACAUGUCCCAUCGUGUGUUGGUUAAUUUUUCUUGCACGCCGCCUCUCCCUCUGCCUGCGUGUUCUAAAGGAGGCUGUCAAGCUGAGUUCAGGGAAAACACAGAGCUGCCGAUCUGUCAAUCAUAAUUAGCAACCACAGCGAGUGAAACUGGGAGGAAGGUCGGUGAAACGGUAUUGUACUUUCUGUGAAACAAUUAGGCUAUGCGUCGGAAAGGAGAGGAAAAUAAGUAUCCAAGUGUGCUUAAAAUUAUUUGUUCUACUUUGGAAGGAAUUGCAUAAAAGAGCUUUCACUGAAAGCCAAACUCGGCGAGUGUUACUUGCUAGCGCUUGUCUUGCUAGCAACUAUUCUGCCUGGAGAACGAAACAUAUCCAGUGUUACUUGCUAGCGCUUGUCUUGCUAGCAACUAUUCUGCCUGGAGAACGAAACAUAUCCAGAAAGAAGGUAACCACGGACGCACGACACUUUGGGAUUUAAUUUGGCUAUUUAACACACUUCUUGACAAAAGUGGUUGAUACAUUUCAGAGGACUAUCUUAAAGUAUCGUUGUUGGUGACUCGCAGCGCAGUCUAUCGAGGGAGGUGUGACGGUUCACUCAAAACAAUCUCGGCCACAACAUCCAGACGGAAAGGAGGAAAGAUGAGCGGGGGAGAUGUGGUGUGCUCGGGCUGGCUAAGAAAAUCACCUCCAGAAAAAAAGUUGAGACGUUACGCAUGGAAGAAGCGGUGGUUUGUUCUCCGCAGCGGCCGUCUCUCGGGCGACCCAGACGUGCUGGAAUACUACAAGAAUGACCACGCCAAGAAGCCCAUCCGCGUGAUCGACCUCAACCUGUGUGAACAGGUGGACGCAGGGCUCACGUUCAACAAGAAGGACCUGGAGCACAGCUUCAUCUUCGACAUCAAGACCAUCGACCGCGUCUUCUACCUGGUGGCCGACACGGAGGACGACAUGAACAAGUGGGUCCGCUGCAUCUGUGACAUCUGCGGCUUCAACCCCACAGACGACGAAGCGGCGAAGGCUGCCCACCAGGCGGGCAGCGGUGGCUCAGUGGUGGACACACCCCCUCACCCGGGGUUGGGCGUGCUGGGGGGUCCUCCGGCCAUGCUGACCAACGUGCCCCCUCCCUACCAGCCAGUCAGCGUGCGCCACUUGGACUCAGAGUCCAGCCUGGAUGAACCCCAGGACUACCUGUGGCUGGUCAACUGUGAGAGCAAGAAGCCAGAGCCCAACAGCUCUGUGACUCCUCUCCCUCCUACUCCUCUCCCCCCCUCCGAGGGGGACCAGGAGUACCUCCUUCUGGGGGAGUGUGAGAGCAAAGGGGCUCCUUCUCCUCCUCAGGUUAAUCAAGCCCACGCCGAGUGUUCCAAGUCGACCUCGUCGGAGACGGACCUGAACGACAACGUCCCUGCCCACCGCACGCCAACCUCCACUAGCUCCUCCUCCUCCAAGCACGCCAACGGCUUCUUCUUCUCUGUCCCGCCCCCUCACCCCGCCUCCGCCUCCUCCAUCUACGACUCCCCGCCCUCCCGCGGCGCCUCCCUCUCCACCGACCUCUCCUCUGGCCUCUACCAACUCCCCCGCUCCUAUUCCCAGGACACCGUGCUCCUCCCCAAGUCGGCCUCCACCUCCUCGCCCCCCAUCCCAGUCGACGGCGACGCCCCGGAGCUCUACGUCUUCAACACGCCCUCGCGGAAGCCCUCCAUGGAGACUCAGAUGAGGAACCUGUCGGUUAGCUACGAUAUUCCUCCCACACCAGGCAGUAACUGUACCUAUCAGGUGCCUCGAGGUCCACCAAGUGGUGGGUCUGAGGGUGGUGACGUGAUGCCUCCCCCCCGGCCCCCCAAGCCUUCACUCAACUCCCUGACCUCUGGGCACCCGCCGCCCCCCGCGGAGCGCUCGCCCACGGACACGUACUGCGUGCCGCGCUCGAUGUCGGAGACGGACGGGAACUACUGCGUGCCCACCAGCGCCGGGAGCAAGGCCCUGCGGAGCAACACCAUCGGCACCAUGGACUCAUCACGCCUCAGGAAAGAUCUUGUGUCCCAGGACUGUUACGAUAUCCCCAGGUCGUUUCCCUCUGACAAGAGCUGCUCGUUUGACUUCAACGAAAGCUUCAACAGCUACUUGCCUACCUCUCUCUCUGCCCCCCCUCCCCUUCAGAAAAACAAAGGCAUGAUGCCAGUGGGCAGCCAGUCCAUGGAGGAAGUUGACCAGAACUACGUACCCAUGAACGCAAACUCCCCGUCCCACCACCGCUCCGGCAGCCUGUCGGGCUGUGAACCCAUCAUGGAACCCAACUAUGUACCCAUGACCCCGGGCCCGGGCACGUUAGAGUUCUCCCUGGGCAAGCAGGUUCCCCCGCCGGCCCACAUGGGGUUUCGCUCAAGCCCCAAGACCCCACCCCGCAGGCCCAUGCUCAUCAGCGAUUGUCAGCCCCCGCCCGUGGACCGCAACCUCAAACCGGACCGCAAAGGUCAGAGUCCUAAAAUAAUAAGAGCAAAGGGUGUUGGUUUAGAGCGAACCGACUCUCAGACCGUAGGGGAGUUCCCAAGACGACGCAAGGCCAAGCCCGCCCCUUUGGAGAUCAAGCCCCUACCUGAGUGGGAGGAUUCAUCUGCGCCCGUCCGCUCGCCUGUCACCAGGUCAUUCGCUCGGGAUCCCUCCAGGUUCCCCAUGCCUCCCAGGCCUCCCUCGGUGCAUAGCACCGCCUCCAGCACCGACUCCGAGGACUGUGAUGAGAAUUAUGUAGCCAUGGUCUCUAAGGCAGAUGAACUAAACAUGAAGCGGGGUGCGCCCAUGACGGCGGACGGGGGGAGCAGCCCAAUGGUGAAGCCCAAAGGAGACAAGCAGGUGGAGUACCUGGACCUAGACCUGGACCCCGGCAAGUCCACCCCACCACGGAAGAAGAGUAAUGGGAUUGGUCUGGCGGUGUCAGAUGAGCGGGUGGACUACGUAGUGGUGGACCAGCAGCGGACGCAGGCCCUCAAGAGCACCCGGGAGGCCUGGAACGACGGACGCCAGUCCACAGAGACAGACACCUCCACCAAAGGGCCCAAGUGACCCCAGCUCACCCAGCUACAGCCCCACGCCGCUGGGCCACAGACAUUACUCCAAGCCCAGGCUCGGCCUUCCCCUCCUCCAGACUCCCAGUGCCGACGCGAAGGGGCAGGCAGACCUCCAGGGCUGCUGAACUGUCUUUAGUUUACCCUGCUAUCAGUCAGUCUGAGGACAGAAGAGCGACAGCACAGCGCCCCUCUGUGGCAGACAGGGGGUAUGUGCCAGGAAUAAGCUGUAUGCAGUAUGGAAGCAAGUAGAAGGAUUGAUUGAUGAAUCAGUCCUCACCUGCCCGAAUGGGGACUCUGUAAAGACAUUACCACAUUGACAAAGACUUGGAGUCUGGAACACUUACUGCCUCUUAUGGUGGAUUUCAGUUGGUUGGAGAAUGACCAGGAGAAGACUUAAAGAAAACAUUUCCUUUAUGAUUAAAUCACAACACUGUAGGGCACUGUCUGGAGUCUGUUUUGGGAGAGAAUGAGUCAUCUCUCUUUCAGAAUCAGAAUGCUUAGUGUCUACUUAAUACUUUACUGCCAAGGUUGCCUAGUUUUGCUGGUAGGAAAUUGGGCAAUUUUCUCUUGUACAGGUCAAAUAUUAUCCAAAACAUUGUAAGAGAGAGAACCAGGUUUUCUUAGUGAAAAACUUGUUGUGAAUGCAAGAAAAUAGAAUGCGAGUUACUUUUUAUGAAACGCAACUGACCAAGUGCUCAAUCAAAGGUUUGGAUUCACUGAAACAACGUCAUUUAAACGACUGAGAAAUGAUUUUCUUACUAUUUUAGAUUUUCGUGGAAGAGGAAAUGCUUCAUAUUUGCAAAACAAAAAGACUGUGUACAAAAGUGUUAUGUAUAUAAACGGAAAGUGUCCUUUAUUCAACACUAUAUAUGGUGUGUGGUAAUUCUGCAGGGUAGAAUUCUAUACGCUCUCCGAGAUGGUAUCGGGACAUGUGAUAUGAUAUGAAAUGACAGAAUCAACUGUGACAGCUUUUUAACGGGAAGCUCCCCGACACUUUCUGUGAGUUAUGCAAAGGUGUCAACCUUAGGUUUAUAGACGAGAGAAAUCAGGUACUCAUUAAAAUACUAAUAACAGCUAUUUCCAUUUCUAAUUUAUUUUGAGUUAUCUCAACGAUAGAUGUCCGAGUAAUAAUCUAUAAACAGACAAAAGAUUUGAUGGGUAUAGAACAAAGUGCUGUUUAAAAUGCCUUCUUAACGAACGCCAGUCAAUUUGCUUCAGGAGUUUAUUAUUGUGAUGAUCAAUUCCCUUAUUGACUGGCGCGUCAAUUUAAUUCUCUCUUAGGUUUUAAUUUAUUUCAAAUGGAUUUACACGUAAACCGUCUGGGAUCUGAUGUAUGUAUGCCUUACGAUCUACUUUACUUGAUGUCUUUUUGUAAAUAGUGAGUAAUUGUGAUGUUUUACCUAAAAAGAAAAUACUUCAGAAUUGUAGUGUUUUUCAUGAUGACUAUUCGCUUUACUAACUUUCCAGGGACCCUAUUAACAAAGUGUCUGAGUAGGAGUGCAGGGCCCAGUUUCCCAAACGAUCCUACGGUUCUAACGAUUAACUUAGCCUUCAGAUACUUUUGGGAAACUGGGCCCUGGUCUAGGAUCAGGUCUCCCCUGUUGUAUUCGGCGCAUGUGACCAAUAAAAUUUGAUUUGAUUUGAUCAUUGUUAAAGGCAAAACAGAUCCUAGUUCAGCACUCUUACUCUGAGAUGCUUCAUGAAGACGGGCCCAUUUCUCACACACAAGUCCUAAGCAUGUUUUACCAGGAGAAUAAAAGUCUUUGCUGUAUAUAUUUGCACCAACUAUUCCAGCAUGAAUUGAAAAACUGUGCCUGUACUGUCAUUUCCAUACUUUCAUUCUCACCAUCCCAUUGCAGCUUUGUCUCGAGACCAACUGCAAAACGUUGAUGCUUUAUCUUUUUUUAAAGAAUCAAAAGAGAAACAUUUCCAUUUGAAAGUAAACUAAAUAAAAACAA